AUGGUCGGCCACGAUGUGGACCAAAAGUACCUGGGAAAAUACGCAAAGUCUACUGCAGAAGACAAAAACCCUAUAUCCGCGGGACUCUACAAACUACUGGGGCUUUCCACUCUCCUAUCCCGAAAACUACUCCGCGCACGAAAGCAACGCAAGUUAGACCCAACCCGCACAACCAAAUCUCUCGAUCUCUAUAGGCAUAUCAUCUGGAUGGCUCGUGAGGGUCUCGGGAUUCUCCACAAUGAAAUACAGCCUGAAAUUGCAAAUUACCCCUUGAUGAACGAACUUCGGGUUCUUAUCGCAAAGCUCAAUGCCUCAUACCUCCAUAUCUUUGUCCUGUUCGACCACACAUAUGAAACAAGAUCUGCCAUGUCUCCUAGUUCUACACUGAAGGCAACAACUGGUAAUGGAACGGCAUCGCGUACGAAUGGCUCAUUGGGUCCUAAUGCUGAGAAAAGUGCAAGGGACCUAUUACCAGGGUCACAUCCUCUUAGACUGUCAGUGAAAUUGGAAUACAGUGCUUUUCUAUACGACUGCACAAGGGACUAUGAAAAUGCUCGACGUGUUGCACAAAAGGCAGUUGACGAAGCAUUUGCGUCUAUGGAUGCUAUGGACGAUGAUGCCUUUGAGGAUGCUAUGGAACUGGUAGGAAGCUUAGGGGUUUUGGCGAAAAGAAGCGAGCCAUCUCCCAAACCAUCUCCAAGAUUGGACGGCCAGGAGAAUCGACCAAAUAGGCAUGCAGCCCAAGCAGCUGGACAGCAUGUUAUUUGA
Morchella importuna is the source of this 768-nucleotide messenger RNA. RefSeq lists its product as uncharacterized. Bases 1 to 768 code for a protein of 255 amino acids. The transcript is spliced from 3 exons. Gene Ontology annotation, cellular component: cytoplasm. NCBI's taxonomy places the organism in Eukaryota, Fungi, Ascomycota, Pezizomycetes, Pezizales, Morchellaceae. The record is from RefSeq and is a predicted model, not a curated record. Gene Ontology annotation, biological process: signal transduction.